Molecule: messenger RNA, 4375 nt
Organism: Lepisosteus oculatus (spotted gar)
Lineage: Eukaryota; Metazoa; Chordata; Actinopteri; Semionotiformes; Lepisosteidae
Source: RefSeq, a predicted model, not a curated record
CAGAGCCAGAGAAAGAUGGGAAUGGAUUGUAAAUUCAGACGAUAUCAGAAGGAAGCCGGCACAUUUUUCUCGCCUUUAUCCACUGUUUUAGCUUCUGCGCUCACGAAGAAGCCCAAGGGCGCGGAGGCAGUGGUGGGCGGAUCAGUGGUUUUCGAAGCAGAGACGGAGAAGAAGGAAACGAAGGUGAAAUGGCAGAAAAACUCCGUUGACAUUGUCGAAAACGACAAAUACGUCAUCACCGCGGACGGGAACAAGCAUUCCCUCACCGUUAAGAACGUCACCAAGGAAGAUGAACUCGUUUACGCAGUGAUUGCUGGGAGUUCAAAGGUUAAAUUUGAACUCAAGGUGAAGGAUCAAGAGAAAGCGGAUGAGGGCGCCGCCAUCUCUCCACCUGCUCCAGAACACCCGGCCCAAGAGGGCAGCGAGCCCGAAGUUCUUCCGGACAGUCAGCAGCCUGACACAAGGCAGGAUCUGACCGGCCUCUUUCUUGAGAAGCCCCAGAGUGGAGAGGUGACUGUGGGUGAGAAUAUCACGUUCACUGCCAAAGUGGGCUCCGCCAACCUGCUGAAGAAGCCCACCGUGAAGUGGUUUAAAGGGAAGUGGAUGGACUUGGCCAGCAAAGCAGGCAAACACCUGCAGCUGAAGGAGGUCUACGACAGGAACUUGAAGGUGUACACCUUCGAGAUGCACAUCAUCGGGGCCAAGGCCAACUACGCCGGGGGGUAUCGAUGCGAAGUCUCGUCCAGGGACAAGUUUGACAGCUGCAACUUUGAGCUCAUCGUGCACGAGGCCCGCGCUGUUGAAGAGGUGGACAUCAGAGCUGCUUUUCGACGCACGAGCAUUGGACCAGGAGGGAAACGGAAGAGUGGCCCAGGCGGAAGUAGCUGCGAUGGAGGAGAGGAAGCAGGGGAACUUGAUUUUAGCGCUUUGCUGAAGAAGAGAGACAGUUUUUUAAAAGCCUCAAACCGAGCAGUCCAGGUGAACGCGCAGCCCGAGAUCGACGUCUGGGACAUCUUGCGCAAGGCGCCGCCUACCGAGUACGAGAAGAUCGCUUUCCAGUACGGCAUCACGGACCUGCGGGGCAUGCUGAAGAGGCUGAAGAAGAUGAAGAAGGAGGAGAAGAAGAGCGCCGCUUUCCUGAAGAAACUGGACCCCGCGUACCAAGUGGAGAAGGGUCACAAGAUCAAAUUGGUCACCGAAGUGGCCAACCCCGACGCAGAGGUGAAGUGGCUGAAGAAUGGCCAGGAAAUUCACCCCACCGGCAGCAAGUACAUCUUCGAAAACAUCGGUAACAAGCGGAUUCUCACCAUCAACCACUGCUCGCUGGCGGACGACGCUGCCUACGCGUGCGUCAUCGGAGACGAGAAAUGCGUCACCGAGCUCUUCGUCAAGGAGCCCCCAGUUCUCAUAGUGCGCCCCCUGGAGGACCAAAUGGCGAUGAAGGGCGACAGGGUGGAGUUUGAGUGCGAGGUGUCUGAGGAGGGAGCCCAUGUGAAAUGGGAGAAGGAUGGGGUGGAGCUGACCCGCGAGGAGACCUUCAAGUACCGGUUCAAGAAGGACGGGAGGAAGCACUUCCUGAUCAUCAACGAGGCCACCAAGGAAGACAUCGGCCACUACAGGGCCAAGACUAAUGGAGGGGAUUCUGUGGCUGAGCUGAUGGUGCAGGAGAAAGAGCUGGAGGUCUACCAGAACAUCGCGGACCUGACGGUUAAGGCCAAGGACCAGGCAGUGUUUAAGUGCGAGGUGUCCGACGAGAAUGUCAAGGGUAUCUGGUACAAGAACGGGGUGGAGGUGACCGCCGACCAGCGGAUCCACAUCACGCACAUCGGAAGGAUCCACAAGCUCACGAUAGAUGACGUGAAGCCCGAGGAUGAAGGAGACUACACGUUUGUGCCAGAGGGAUAUGCCUUCAAUCUUUCUGCCAAACUGAACUUCCUAGAGGUCAAGAUUGACUAUGUUCCCAGACAAGAUCCGCCUAAAAUCCACCUGGAUUGCGUGGGCCACCUCCCAGAAACCACUAUCAUCGUGGUGGCGGGGAACAAGCUGCGCCUGGACGUGCCUAUCUCUGGGGACCCUGCGCCCACAGUGGUGUGGACCAAAGCCGACAAGGGCAAAUCUAGAAAGCCGAAGGGCGACGAGUCUGCAGGCGUGGAGUUCAGUGCUGAUCUGAUGAAAGACGGGGAAGUGAUCUCGGACUCGGACGGCCGGGUGCACGUGGAGUCCUGCAGGGACCACUGCACUUUCACCAUCGAGGGGGCGGAGCGGCAGGACGAGGGCGUGUACACUGUGGUGGUGCGGAACCCGGCGGGCGAGGACACCGCGGACAUCGCCGUCAAGGUCGUGGAUGUCCCUGACCCCCCUGAAGCCCCCACGAUCAUCAGUGUUGGGGAGGACUCCUGCGUGGUGCAGUGGGAGCCCCCAAAGUUUGACGGCGGUCAGCCAAUCCUUGGAUACGUGCUGGAGAGGAAGAAGAAGAAGAGCUACAGGUGGAUGAGGCUGAACUUUGACCUCCACAAGGAGCUGACCUACGAGGCGAAGAGGAUGAUUGAGGGGGUUGCGUAUGAAAUGCGGGUGUACGCGGUGAACGCCAUCGGGAUGUCCCGUCACAGUCCAGCAUCUCAGCCCUUUGUCCCAGUCGCUCCCACCAGCGAGCCCACAGGCCUGGCCAUCGAUGACAUCAGCGACACCACCAUUUCCCUGAAGUGGAGACCCCCAGAGAGGCUGGGCUCAGCUGGCCUGGAUGGCUACAUUGUGGAGUACUGCAAAGAAGGCUCUGACGAGUGGGUGCCAGCCUUCGAGGGCCUGACGGAGCGCACCUCCGUCAUCAUCCGGGAUCUCCCCACGGGGGAGAAGAUGCAGUUUCGCGUGCGAGCCGUCAACGUGGCGGGUAGCAGCGCCCCCGCUACCCUCUCCCAGCCCGUCACCAUCCGGGAGAUCAUGCAACGCCCCAAAAUCUGGAUUCCUCGAAGCCUGCGCCAGACUCUGAUCAAGAAGGUUGGAGAAACAGUCAACAUCGUAAUUCCUUUCCAGGGCAAGCCUAGGCCAAAGGUCACCUGGACAAAAGACGAUCAGGCCCUGGACCCUAAGCAGGUCAGCGUCCGUAACAGCGACACGGACACCAUCCUCUUCAUUCGCCGAGCUGACCGCAAAGAUUCGGGCAACUAUGAGCUGCAGGUGCAGAUUGAGAACAUGGAGGACAAGGCUACCAUCAACAUUCAAGUUGUGGACAAGCCCGGCCCUCCCCAGAACCUGAAGAUCACAGAUGUGUGGGGUUUCAAUGUGGCUCUGGAGUGGAAACCGCCGAAGGACAACGGCAACAUGGAGAUCACAGGCUACACCAUCCAGAAGGCCGAUAAGAAGACCAUGGAGUGGUUCACGGUCUACGAGCAGUACCGCCGUACCAACUGCGUUGUGUCGGACCUCAUCAUGGGCAACGAGUACAUCUUCCGGGUCUUCACCGCGAACCUGUGUGGCCUCAGUGAAGAGCCCUGCGUGUCCAAGGACAGCGCGUACAUCCAGAAGACAGGGAUUGUGUAUAAACCACCUGUCUACAAGGAGCAUGACUUCAGUGAAGCCCCCAAGUUCACUCACCCCCUGGUGAACCGCUCAGUGAUCUCGGGCUACAACGCCACUCUGAGCUGUGCUGUCCGAGGCUCGCCCAAGCCUAAAGUGACCUGGUACAAGAACAAAAUGGACAUCAGCAACGAGCCCAAGUACAGGAUGUUCAGUAAACAGGGGGUGCUGACCCUGGAAAUUCGGAAGCCCUGUCCCUUUGAUGGAGGGGUGUACACCUGCAAGGCCGUCAACGAACGGGGGGAGGCUUUGGUGGAGUGCAAGCUGGAGGUCAGAGUUUCCCAGUAAGCAACAGACUCUCCCUCAGCACUGCUCUGCAGUGAUGGCCAGCAAGCCAGGAGGUUGGUCGAAAUGAGAUUACAGAGAGGGACACGCAGGAAAGAAACGGCAGCGCAUCCAUUACCUGCACCUGACCCCCGCAACACUGGGAACUGUGCGACAGAUUCGAAAAUAUUUGCUAGGCUUUCAUUCACAGUAUCAGCCUGGUAGUGCCUGUGCACCACUUGUAAAGAGACGACAUCACACUUAAAAACCUUCUUGCACCUGCCUGGCUCUUUUGAUUGGUAAAGUUAUUUCAGUCUCACUAGAUCAUAUAUCUAAUCUUAAUUUUGGAAAUUGUAAGAGCAUUUGUAAGGAAUUAAAACCCCAUAGAAUGCAGCCUCACGGUGUGAUUUGUGUGAUUUUCACAAACUCCACUAGAUGUGUUUUCCUGCAUGAUAAGGUAGAACAAAUAGCAGAGCACUGCAGAUACAGAUAAGAAACAGUUGUUUCCUUGGACAAUAAAAUUCCCUUUGCAUCUCAA